Molecule: messenger RNA, 9694 nt
Organism: Hylaeus anthracinus
Lineage: Eukaryota; Metazoa; Arthropoda; Insecta; Hymenoptera; Colletidae
Product: GTP-binding protein Di-Ras2
Exons: 4
Coding region: 814-1404 (196 amino acids)
Biological process (GO): signal transduction
Cellular component (GO): plasma membrane
Molecular function (GO): GTPase activity; GDP binding; GTP binding
Source: RefSeq, a predicted model, not a curated record
GUAAACGUAGAAGAACUCGAAUAAUCGAACGAAGCUCGCAUAAUCAGCUGACGAGGAGGUUCUGGAGAAGGCAUACCGAAGAACAGGAUUCAAAGCGAUAGAGAUGCGCCGCGUUUAGUGCACGUGCGUGUGCACCGUCACACGAAGACGAUAUUGAUUUUCCCCGGCACUUUUGGCGUAGUGCGCACGUACCUAACGCGCAUACACACACACAAACGUGCACACGUUCCACUGGAGUGGGGCGAGCCCCGGUGCGGAGGGCGUGCGCCUCGUUCCUCUUCGAAAUCAUCGUCAAAGUUCACGCAACCGAGUGCACGGAGAGGAGCGAGUAUGGUGAUCCUGUGGUCGGUGAAAAUCGAGCGCAGCGUCCGUCGAUCGAUCCGCUAAUUAACCGUCCUGGUCAACCUCGUUUGGCACGCCAGUGUCUCGAGCUACGUCUCUGGGAAGUGUACUAUCGAAGAAUCCUGUACCAGGUCAGGUGUUGUUCCUGACCGCCCGGCUCGAGGAAGCUCCUCUUUCCUCGCGGUGUCUUCUCGCGUUAAGGGUGUCAACUGUACGAGAAGACUUUUACCGAAUCCGAUAACCACGCAGAGUGCAUCUGGUGUUUACUCGUUGCAAAAACCCCGUGGCGAUACGCACCGGUAACAUCUCCAAGAACAGCACACCUUUCACCCGGUUCAAUUGGAUUCCUUCGCCAAGAGGAGUACCCACCAGAGCGUCCUUAGCUCGACCAGAUAGGUCGAGGUUUAGACGAUCUCGCAAAAGGGACCCCGACUGACGGGGGUUAAGAUCGUCGGGACGGCAGAUGUCAGGAUGCCGGAGCAAAGCAACGACUAUCGCGUGGUGGUGUUUGGGGCGGGUGGCGUUGGUAAGAGUUCUCUUGUCCUGCGUUUCGUGAAAGGAACAUUUCGUGAGUCCUAUAUACCCACUAUCGAGGACACUUACAGACAGGUGAUAAGCUGCAAUAAAAACAUAUGCACGCUUCAAAUUACGGACACAACGGGGUCUCAUCAGUUUCCCGCGAUGCAGCGGCUUUCCAUAAGCAAAGGUCACGCCUUCAUCCUGGUGUAUUCGGUGUGCUCACGGCAAAGCCUCGAGGAACUACGACCGAUCUGGGCCAUUAUUAGGGAGCUCAAAGGACAGGAUAUAUCGCAGAUACCUAUAAUGCUGGUUGGGAACAAGUGCGACGAGAGUCCGUCGGUGCGCGAGGUGUCGCUGAGCGAGGGCGCAGCGGAAGCGGCGAACUGGGGCUGCGGUUUCCUGGAGACCUCCGCGAAAACGAAUCACAACGUGAACGCCCUGUUUCGGGACUUGUUGUUGCUCGAGAAGAAUCGUUCCGUCUCGUUGCAGCCAGUGCAGAGCAACAACGCGAUCAGCCUGAAAGAGAAAUGCGUCGUGAUGUAACCGACCGCGGCCAGAGCGAGGUAGCCAUCGUUCGAGGAUGUUGCGGAGGGGCCUAGGGGACAAAGGGUCCAUAGGUGGGCGCAACCGAAGACAAAGGACGAGGUUCACUCCGUACUCGACACAGGAAAACGUUUGUCGCUCGUUUUUCGACCCGGCGCCUACGUGGCAUCGUCCACCGUAGUCUCGACGCGAUCACUGGGUUCAGUAGGCUAACCUUGCGCGAGCGAAAGGGACGAUAGGUAUCUGCGAGACCACGCGUCGCACAAGGUGCGUCCAAUGCUCUUUAAAACGCGUGAAUCCUGUGUUCGUAUUCAUCCCGAUCGACGUUCGCUUCGGACGUUCGUCGGCGUGUCGCGUAUCGAGCAUUUGACGCGCGUUGUACACCUCUUUCUAACCGAAUGUACUCUAUACUAUUGAUAGAUUUUUUAAUUUUGAUACAGAGCGAUGUACUCGGUCCGCUUCCUAGGUUCCACGAGACCAACAACAACCACGCGUUUUUCAUCCUGCACGAGUUGGCUCGUUAGUCGAGGACAACCUCGCUGGUAGGUCGAUCGUGUAUUGCAGGGAGAAGGAAAUAUCGCGCCUCGUCCUAACUGACAGUCGUGCGACGACAAAAUCGCUCGCAGCUGAGCCGCGGCAAGAGCGGAGGCAGGCUCGCGUUGCCGUGUAGGUUCUACCGAUAAACAAACUUCAAAAAAGUAAAAACAUCACGCCAAAGUAUAUGAAAAAAUGGAGGACUCAAGGAGUUGUCAUUGAAAAAUAGAAGAUCCCCAUAAAAAACUACAAGUAGAAAAAUAUGUGAAAUCGAAAUGACCUGGCAGUACAUGGGGGUGCUUUCCAGCAUAGUGCAAUGGCGACACUGUGUAACACAACUGUGUAGGGGGAUUUUUGGGGGACAAAUUUUGUAGAAGAAUUUUUUUAGGGGUUUUUUAAUAUCAACGCCAUCCGUUGAGGUAGUUGUUCCUCGUUGAUAUUUUGAGUUAAUUGACCAUCCAGUUUAGGAGAUAUAUGAUUAAUCAAAAUACGAAAAUAUGUAAACUAGAUAGUCAAUUACUUCAAGAUUUCAUAGGACUAUUUCUUUGCAAUGGCACGCAUGUAAAUAUGAUUAUAUUUUUACACAUAACGACACUUAUUUAUAUUCGACUAAAUUUUAAAUAAAGUAUCUUUAUUUGUGAGAAACUGUAAUAAAUAAGUAAAUCAAAUAUUUUAGAGGCAAUUGUUCUCUACUGGUUGGCAACAGGGCGGUAACGCGAGCCUGCCCCCAGUCUUGCCGCGGCUACAAGCGAUUUUUGUCGCUGCGCGACCGUCAGUAAGGACAUAGGGUCAGACUCUGGUGCAUAAAGACCAUCGGUCUUGUAUAAUAAUGCAAUCUUCGCUUAGGGAAGACAUUUUUGCGGGGGCAAUCUUCGAACCCCGACCUUUCGAGGAAAAUCUCGAGCAUCGCGUGGGAUUCCUCAGGAACUAUUCAUCGAAACACCCACGGUUAGGGUGGGAAGGCCUGGAAACGUCAACAACACGACUUUUCCAACGCCCCAGGGAAUUAGGAAAGGUAAACGUCUGACCUAACGCGAGAUUUCCUGCCAGGGCUCGACUUUCUUUCUGUCUGCAAUGCGCGUCUUCAACCACGCUGAUUCGUCUCGAGCUUACUAUACGGAAGGGACGCGAUCGUGCCACGAACAGUGGUCGCGUGGUCCCUAUCGCGACCAACGAACCAGCUGAACAAUUUUUCGGAAAGAGCAACCAGUACAAAAGCGCGCGAAGUCGACCACGUAUCUAUAAGGGGGGACACCGUAACUCGUUAUCCCGCGCUCUUUCACGAAAACCGUCGCGUCGCGCUUUCCGAGACUACUGCGCGAUCACUUGGAACCGGUGUCGCUGGGCGUUCCCCCAAAGGAAGAUGGAAACGACGGGGGGCCAGGGGAUAGGAAGACGGGAGAAGAAAUUGAGCGAAUACGCGAACGAGAAACGACAAAACUAGAUAAAAGUUGUUACGAGGUUGGUUUUUGUUGAAUAGUUGUAAGGUUUUUGUAACGAUGCUAAUUAGGAUUUAUUACUAGACUCAACGGAAAGUACAGAGAUAUACACACAUACACGUACGUACACUUCGAGCAGACACACACACACACACACACUCACGUACACGAGACAGGCUUACGCACACAGGUACAUUAGGCACACGCGUUUCUCGCGUUGACCCAGAUUUUAGUGUUUUCCUCCUGUAUGUCGUGCACACGUAGACCGCAGGCGUGUUAGUCUUUACGAGGAGACGCUAAUUAAAGGGACUCGUCGCGAUGGGCUUGUUUUCCUCUCGACGAUUUUCGUUUCACCGCGAUGGCGACGCGUUUAUUGCCGCGGUUUCGAACCGUUUCGCGAAACUUUCGGACGAUUUUCAAACGUUUCCCGGUCACAGGGAUUUUUUCACGUUUUUAUCGGGCGACAUCGAUUCGGUACGCGUACACGUUUAACCCUUCGAGCGCAGAGUACUCCCGGCCAAACCAAUCUGCUGGAAAUGGAAUUCUUUUUUAAGGGGAUUGUACUAUGCGACGACCAGUUAUUUCUGCUUUUUUCCAGGAUUUUUUUUCUGGAUCGCUUAAUUAUACAUACUCGAAAUGUUUAUUACAUUCUCACUGGUGUUUAAACAAACGAUACAAAUUUUCUCGAGCAGAAAUAUAGUUUUUUUUUCUGCGCGCGUGCAGGGCUGUAAAAAAAAUGACUGCUACGACACCGGCUGUUCUCCUUAUCUAAAAUCAAAAAAUGUAGUAAAUAUUUUAUUUAUAAACCUGUGGCUAUAACUGGUAUUUUAUCAGAAAGUUUUGUAAUUUUGACACAGCUUCCGGAACAAACACAUUCUCACGUGAAUAUUUUCAAUUUAAAUCAAAAUGCAAUUUAGAAAGCUGCCGAAAAGUUAAUACGUUAUAAAGACCGAAAUUGUAAACCAGUUAAAGAAAAAUUACAAUUAUUGACCGCCCUGUUAGCGAGAUAUAAUUCGUUAAAAUCUGAACAGUCCGCGUUGUUAUGAAAACUAUGAAAACUGGAGCAGCCGCACAGGCGGGCGGUUAAAUCGCGAAUAGGAGAUUCGUCGGAGGAGACCAUUGCCCACCGGUUUAAAAAGUUUUUCUCAACUUUCUGUCGGUAUCUCGUCGAUACGAUAGUUUUCUUUUCCGACAGCGUCACCGUAUCGCCGGAAGCGAACGCUUUUCUUCCGAGUGGACAGAAUCAUAGAUCAGAAUUUGGCCAAACAGUCGUCGUUUACCAAGGAAUGAUUAGAUCUUCUCGGCGGAUAUCAACGAAUCAAGGUUCCAGCCACUUUGUAGUCAGUUUGUAUCGAUAGUCUGUCCGCUCGUGUCAACGUGCAACUUCGUACGACGAUAGGUUUAAGGGACGAAUCCUGCUAUUCUGUCCAACGCAAAUUACCAAACAAACAAAACGAACGAGAGUUAUCCCGCGGAUAUUAUGAUUCGAUAGAGAUCAACGUUAUCGCUACGAUUAUUACGAUUAUAAUAUUAUUACGAAUCUUCGAACGCUAGCGGUUGUUUUACGGAUCGUACGUUUUGUAGGCAAACGAAGGGAGAUAUCCCGCGUAAUUGUUGAGUAUACGAGCUGAUCGUUAGUAAACGGAUACGUGCUUGCAGCCUUGGGCGAAACGAGGGCUGCUUUCAGACCGAUUCUGCGUCCCCCAAACUUCACGGCGUUCGUUCUACUUUGCUUUUACGGAAUCAUACUUUUACUGCUAAAAGAGUUGAUCACGCUUUCCACUAUCAGGGAAUAGUUAUUUAGUAUACGUUGGACAUUGAAGUAACAUAUUGCCGAUCGAUCAAAAUCAAAGAUAAUAUUCACAGGUAGUAGAUAAGAGUUAAUUUUCAAGAGUCGCAUUAUUUUUAUUUGGUACAUUGUAUUCUUGGAGAAAGUAAUCGUUUUAUUCAACAGUUUUAUGUGAAUAUAAUCAAUGAAAUAUCACCGAUUGCAGGUGUGAAUCUUUAAAGAAAGUUCGUCUUCGAAUGGUUCCACAGACGCGAUGUAUACCAUUUAAAAAAAGCCACGUUAUUAAUCUCCAUAUUUUAAAUUAAGUUAUCGUACGAAGUUCAGGAAAGCGAUUGGCAAAGUGUUAAUGAAAUGUAGCUUAAUCUACGACGAUACUUUUUCCUUCGCGUGAUCAAGGCUCGAUACAAGCAUAAGCAAAUGCUGAAGAGUUAAUAAACCUUCUUGAAAAAAAUCUGUUUCGAACAUCUUCGUAGCAAUGUAACAAUGCAAUUAUUAGAUCGAUCUUUUGUUUUCAAAGAAGAACGAGCAAAAUAAAUAGUUCGGGGACGCCUUGUAGUCCGGGAGACGCUGAACGAAAACUGAAACACUCGGUGAAGCUGACAAGACGUGCGCGUGACGUCUCGCGGCUCGUGCGAAUCUUUUUAUAGAGAUUUGUUUAGUAAUCAUGUACGCUCGUUUACUAUUCGUACAGUCAAUCGACGCAACUCCUAAGGCAUAUAAAUUGUAAAUAAGAUUUUCUAUAUUCAAGUUAGGCCGUGAUGUGGGCGUUAGUUGACCGAGGUAUACGCAUCGUUUGGAUUGUCUGGGGUCGCGACAAGGUUGUCCAGAAAUUGAGAUCUUAUUUAUCCCGAUUCGACGACUUUAAUUAACAUUUCCGAACGUGGCAUAUAUUUUUUUACGAGGCUCGUAGCAUUAGUCACACCGAUGUUCGUUUCACGAAGAAUCACGCAAGUGCGCUGCCUUAUCUCGACUAAUAAGAUAUUAGGGGCUUUCAUGGCCUGGUUCUUCGUGGUUGAUAGCCACAGAGACUUUCGGGUGUUGGCGUUGCAGCUAGCUUCUUCACGAGUCAAAUAACACGCUGGCUACGUAAUUGAAAUAUAAUGAAAUUAAAUAAUGCGAUUGAAUCACGGGCUAAUUCAAUUAGCACAAUUGUGCCUGUAUUUCAGCUACGUCGCACUUUGAUUACAUUGUAAUUCAAUUAUAUAUGAAUUAUACAUGAAUAAUUAAAAAAUGUUUGAAUUGUGUAAUUCAACUGUAAACAAAAUUGAAUGUUACAAUGUGAUUAAAUGUCGUGAUUGGAUAACAGCGUGAUUAAAUUAGCAGAAUUGUGUCAAGUCGCGUUCGCCCCAAUUUUUUGAUUCAUCAACCGAACGAUCGUAACAACUUCUACCGAUGCUCGGCGAAUCGUACAAUGGCCUCGAUGAUUGGCAGUAAACGAACCAUGAGACGAGCACAGGUACUUUCGAGAACCUACACGCGAACGCGAACGCGUCUUUCGACCUCUGAAUAACCAGCUGCAACGUCUUACGUCUUACGUCAAAGGACACGAAACCACGGAAGCCUUCCCAUUUAUUUGAUUGUAUCGUGAUAUUACGAGGCAAAAGCGCGUUAAAUCGAUUCACGCUCGUUUGCGACGGAAACAUCCCCCAAUUAUAGUUUAGGCAUCAAUUCCUCGACAACCUGAUGCAUGGACACGUGCACUCGCGUAUCUGUGCAUGAACGUAUGUACAUACGCACACGUAUUCGCUGUUAUAUUUAGACGCAAGGUCUAAUAGUGUCUAGUCAAAGGCGAAUCUGACCUUAUGGAAUCGACCCUCGGCAGGCUGAGAGACCUGAAACAGAAGCACCGGCUGACUGUGAGACAAAAGAAACGAUCGCGCGAAAACCACCUACACACAAACACGCACGUACAAGUACACGAACACACACAAGCGCGCACACAUAAGUUAGAAGUUUAACAAGAACUUGUAUCCUCUGAUUUUUUCGGGGCCAAUCGAUGUGAUUAACACACGAAUCGUGAGCUUCUUCCGCGCGACGGUAGGUCGACUUCCGUUCCUUUCGCGUCAAUGCAGGAUUCUGCGAUCGUUCGUUUAGAUUCGAUCCUUCGCGGCUUGCGGCGGCUCGCCUCCCCCUCUUUACGUAUUUUUGAUGACUUUUUAUCUCGCUCGAGAAAUUCUCCAUUUUCUAUCUCCCCAUUUUUUACCAAACGACUGCUUCGCCGUGGACCUUUCUACCCUUUUACGAUUUUAUUAGGACCGAUCGAAAGUUCUUUGCCAUUUUUCUUCGUUCUUCCUGCGCUCUCUUUUAACAAAUAUUUAAAUACAGUAAUUAGGAAUUGAAUUAAUUGGAAAGUUUGUAUCAUAUAAUUUAUUUCUAACUUAAUCGAAAUACGAUAUAAUUAAAUAUGUACAUACAUACAUGUACAUCAUUUAGAAACGUAGAUUCUGCUCUACAUUAAUGCAAUUUAUUAAUUUAUAUUUAUAUAGAUACAAAACGGAAUUAUUCUUAUCCCAAUCAAAUACUUGAGACAAAAUGAAAUAAAAUGAAUACAAUUUAUUUUUAGAUAACAUCAUGUAUGAUAUAAAAAGGAAACGACAAUUAUUAAAGUCUCAUCUUUUUCAAAAAAUUUAAAGAAAUUAAUUCAAUGGAUUUGGUAAAAUCGGAAAGAACUUUUGAUUCAGCCUGAUAAAACUAAAGAUUCGUCCUAUAUUUCACAAAGGGCCGCGAUCCUCGAGGGAUCAAGUUCAAUAUUUGAUUUUCUUCGACAAGGGAUGGUCGAUUCUCGUACAAAAAAAUCGAUUUCGAAUCGAAAUUACUGAAAUCGAUUCCCUAAAAAAAUUGACGCCUACAACAUCAAUCUCUCGAAAAUCAUUUUUCCACUCGAAAACUAUAUUUUCUCAUCUUUAGACUAGAUUUGCAUACUUAAGUGUUCGACCUUAAAACUACCAAGCAAGUCAAUUUGAUUAAUGUUAACCUUCGUUUUAAAAUUACUCGGUUAUUAACGAUGCGGUUUGCUACAAUUUUUAAUGGCUAUUAUUAAAUUAAAAUAGAAUUAAGACUAGUUACAUUAAUAAAUUGAUUCGUCUCUCAUCCCUCUAAUUUCAAAGAUACACUACGGAACAAUAUUAUUCGUCACAAUUUUGUCACAUUUCUAAUGCGCAUAAUUCCAUCGAUUGUCAUUGUAUCAAGACAAUUUUUGCCUAUUUUGUAGGUAAUUAUCUGCAUUGUAAGAAGGUAUUCUAGUCUAGAGCGUCAAUUUUUUAGUUCUUUUCGAGGAUUUUUUUUUAAUCUAUAAGGGAUUUUUAUAAAUGUUUAUAAAGUCGUUACGGACUCCUGUCUCUUUAGGCGUUCGUAACUUCGUUUAUUUUCCGAAUCGAACAAAAUCCUUUGGCAGAUAUAUUUUCAAGAAUCUACACUUUAGGAAACUGCUAAAAAAUAGAUCAUUCGAAAGUUCCGGACUAGAAUAUCCCCUCAAGGAGAAACGAAUGCCAAAUGGAUGUCCGUGUUGUACGGGUUUUCCGAUUUUAUCGAAAAAUCGAUCGAGAGUCGAACAUCCCUACCUUCGACGCCGACGAACGCGGGCCGUUUGUGUCUGCGCAUGCGUUAUGGAUCGGUCGCGCGCUCGAGAUCGUCGAUUACUCGCCGAGCCGAACAAGUGUACUUUGAGAGCACAAAUUUUUAUCGCGUUGUAUCGAUAGCCAAGGCACGCACGACCACGAAGAUACAGACCUCGAUGGAUCUCGAACGAUAUUACGCUUUAUUUUUUAUUGUGUGUCCAGAAACGUCCGGUGUACUCUGAUAUUUCGAUGACGGAUCGGUGGCCCCGUUGUUCGAGGACGGGGAACGUUGUUUAAGACGACUGCGCAACAAAUUUUGGGGGAGAAUAGCACUGCGAACGGAAGAAACGCUAAAUGGGAUGUAUAGACGCUUUACCAUACCAGACUAUCGUCCAGAAAUUGGUCUGCACGAUCUCCUCUUGCGAUUUUAGAUGAGAAAUUUAGUGUAUACGAAUUCCUGUGUAACAGUUUACUCGGGUUCUGGUCUAACAAAAAUUAGUUAGCGACAGUGGUGGCUCGAGUUGGAAAAUCUUCUCAGCGAUUUUACGGUUUAGUAGAAAAAGUUUCUUCCGUCACAUAUUUCUCCACAGAUCUUCCAAGUAGCGUGAUUUGCUUGAACGGAAAGUCCCAUAUCAUUGAAACCAUAUCGAGUUUUUUUUAUCAAGUCUUUGGAGAAGAGGUUCGAUUCUCAUUCGUCUUCGAACAACGGCUUCCGGUCGGACAAAAGAAAGGUCGUCCGUGCCAAAUUCCGUUGUCCGUUAUUUAUGGAGUUUACUUAGGCUUAAGCUUGUUGUUAAGUGAUCGAUUUUAAAACACCACACACAGUUCUCUUAAUAUCCGUGUCUUUGUUGGUUCAUACGACAGAACGAAAUCGUAAAUCGUAAACGACCACGAGCAUGCUUGCCACACUUCGCUUUCCUGCAAAAAUAAAAAAAAAAAAAAAAUAUCAUCGAUGUAAAGAAGAAGUCUUU